AAUUAAUCUAAUUUAACAAAUUAGAAAAUUUUUAAAUUUGCGUCAUGGCUUAUAAAACUCAACAGAAAGUUCAAAAAGUUCUAGUACAGCCUAUAAAUCUGAUAUUCCGUUAUCUUCAAAAUAGAUCUCGAAUUCAAGUAUGGAUUUAUGAAAAUGUUAAUUUAAGAUUGGAAGGAGAAAUCAUCGGAUUUGAUGAAUAUAUGAACCUAGUUCUUGACAAUGCUGAAGAAUUUAAUACUAAAAGUAAUUCACGCAAAUCUAUAGGAAGAAUCUUGUUGAAAGGCGACAACAUAACCUUAAUCCAAAAUAUUACUCCUACCUGAUUUUUUAAAUUUGCUUAAUUCUUAUAUUUGUAAAUAACUGUAUAUAUACAUAAUUCACAUAAUAGGUUCAUUAAAAUUAUAUUGUUAAUAUCUUAAUUAUAUUUGUUUAUUUAAUAAAGUAGUGAUGAAUAUUAUUAA
This is a messenger RNA of Gordionus sp. m RMFG-2023, 461 nucleotides long. RefSeq names its product probable small nuclear ribonucleoprotein E. The transcript has 5 exons. Lineage: Eukaryota; Metazoa; Nematomorpha; Gordioida; Chordodea; Parachordodidae. Gene Ontology annotation, molecular function: RNA binding. The record is from RefSeq and is a predicted model, not a curated record. Gene Ontology annotation, biological process: spliceosomal snRNP assembly; mRNA splicing, via spliceosome. Gene Ontology annotation, cellular component: U4 snRNP; U1 snRNP; U2 snRNP. Bases 45 to 323 code for a protein of 92 amino acids.